Bubalus bubalis (water buffalo) is the source of this 1953-nucleotide messenger RNA. RefSeq names its product diphthamine biosynthesis 6 (gene DPH6). Gene Ontology annotation, biological process: protein histidyl modification to diphthamide. The transcript is spliced from 9 exons. Gene Ontology annotation, molecular function: diphthine-ammonia ligase activity. Lineage: Eukaryota; Metazoa; Chordata; Mammalia; Artiodactyla; Bovidae. Bases 136 to 939 code for a protein of 267 amino acids. The record is from RefSeq and is a predicted model, not a curated record.
GCGCCGGUUGCCUGACAGGCGGCUGAGCGAACAGGCGCUUGAGGCCCCGGGCACGUCACGGCGGGGGCGGGGGCGACGGCGGCGACUUCCCGGCUCCCACCCGCGCUAGCCGCACGCACGCGCACUGCGCCCAGCAUGAGGGUCGCAGCUCUGAUCAGUGGUGGGAAGGACAGCUGUUAUAAUAUGAUGCAGUGCGUUGCUGCUGGGCAUCAGAUUGUUGCUUUAGCAAAUCUAAGACCUGCAGAAAACCAAGUGGGGUCAGAUGAACUGGAUAGCUACAUGUAUCAGACAGUGGGUCAUCAUGCCAUUGAUUUGUAUGCAGAAGCAAUGGCUCUUCCCCUCUACCGCCGUACCAUAAGGGGAAAGAGCAUGGAUACGGGACCAGUGUACACCAAAUGCGAAGGUGAUGAGGUUGAAGAUCUCUAUGAGCUUUUGAAACUUGUUAAGGAAAAAGAAGAAGUAGAGGGAAUAUCAGUAGGUGCUAUACUCUCUGACUAUCAGCGUGUUCGAGUAGAAAAUGUGUGUAAAAGGCUUAAUCUCCAGCCUUUAGCUUACCUUUGGCAGAGAAACCAGGAAGAUUUGCUCCAAGAGAUGAUAUCAUCUAACAUUCAAGCAAUCAUCAUCAAAGUAGCAGCUCUAGGUUUAGAUCCAGAUAAGCAUCUUGGAAAAACCUUGGAUCAAAUGGAGCCCUAUCUCUUAGAGCUUUCUAAGAAAUAUGGAGUCCAUGUUUGUGGAGAAGGUGGAGAAUAUGAAACGUUCACUUUGGAUUGCCCUCUAUUUAAGAAGAAAAUAAUUGUAGAUUCAUCAGAAGUAGUCACACAUUCAGCUGAUGCAUUUGCACCUGUGGCUUACCUACGCUUUUUAGAAUUGCACUUGGAGGACAAGGUGUCCCCAGUACCUGACAACUGCAGAACAUCUAAUGAUAUACACAACGUUUGAAAAACAUUUUUUGUUACUAACCUGCUAUUUCUAUUUAAAUUUAAAAAUUACAUAGCAUUGUCCUAAUUAUUUUGUGCCACUUUUUCUCGUUACCCUUUUUUUUAAUUCUUAGAAAUAUUUACUUUAUCAGAAAUUAAUAGAACCAUUGACUGGUUAACACAUCCUGUGCAUCAUCUCUGGUAGAUUUUUCUUUUCCCUUUUACUUCAUCUGCAGUCCUUGUUUUCUGCUCUCAUCUCAGCCAAUGAUAUGAUGCAAAGGCAUUUGAAAAUGAAGAUGAAAAGGCAAUCACUAUAUUUAGUUAAUCACAUUUACUGGGUGUCAUCAUUUUUGUUUUGCAUAUAUUCAUUGCUUCAACAUUACUGGACAAUCAGGAAGAAUACCAUUAGCUCUUAUUGGUUAUUUUAUAAUUGAUUAAAAACAUGCAGUUUUUCAGCAUUACCUAUGUUGACUUCAGGCUGUUUUUUGAACUCACAGAAAAAUUGGGCAGAAGGCACAGAGAAUCCCCACACAUGCACAGUGCCCCCCAACUAUCAACAUCCCCCACCACAACAGCACAUUUGUUACAGUCGAGGGAUUUACACUGACACAUCAUUGUCACCCAAGGUCCAUAGACAAUUCACUCGGUAUUGCACGUCCUAUGGGUGACAUGUAUCUGUCAUUAUACAUGCCAUACUGAGUAUGUCCACUGCCCUAAAAAAUCCUCUGUGCCCCACCUUUCAUCACUUACUUCCUCCAUCCCCUGGCAACCACUGAUCUUUUCAUUAUCUCCACUGUUUUGCUUCUUCCAGAAGGUCAUAUAGUUAGAAUAAUACAGUAUGUUGCCAUUUUUAGAUUGGCUUCUUUCCCUUAGUAAUAUGCAAUUAAGGUUUCUGUGUGUCUUUUCAUAAGUUUUUAAGUGCUUAAUAGUAUUCCAUUGUCUAGACAUACCAUGAUUUAUUUAUCCAUUCAGCUACUUAAGAACAUCUUGGUUGCUUCCAAGUUUUGACAAUUGUGAAUAAAGCUGCUAUAAAACA